AUGCGGCGACUAUUUGUGUUGAUGGCGGUGCUUUACUUCUGUCUCGUAUUGCUUGCCUCCUCCGUUUUGGCUCAGGAAGGGAAUGAAAUACAACAAGACGAUCUGGCAGGCGACCGCAUGGUCUUUCGAAGCACAAAAUGGACUUUAUUGAAUUCUACUGCAGGCCGAUUAAGUUGGGAUCAAAAAAAAUUGUCUGAAAUCGGAGUAAAUAGCAUUGACGCAAGUGUUACACCAAUUUAUGUACACGGCCCCACUAUUGAAGAUAAAGCUGACGUCAAAACCGGAAAUAUCAUAUUUUAUGGAUUGAUGCAAACCACCGAUUACCAGUUGAACUUGAAAGCGCUUCGGACUGGAAGAACUGCUUUAUAUAACACAAUUCACUUUACAACAGGGUCAGCUGAGGAUGACAAAAUUACCACUACAACAGGGACGACUGAAGGGAAAGAAGGUGGUGCCUCGUCUGGUGGAUUCGCCUUAUCUUCCACAAUCUCUGCAGCCCUACUUGCUUGCAUGACGAUGGUCCUUGCUUGA
Echinococcus granulosus is the source of this 531-nucleotide messenger RNA. RefSeq lists its product as hypothetical. Lineage: Eukaryota; Metazoa; Platyhelminthes; Cestoda; Cyclophyllidea; Taeniidae. Bases 1 to 531 code for a protein of 176 amino acids. The record is from RefSeq and is a predicted model, not a curated record. The transcript has 4 exons.